Messenger RNA from Lasiodiplodia theobromae, 330 nucleotides. RefSeq lists its product as uncharacterized. Bases 1 to 330 code for a protein of 109 amino acids. The transcript is spliced from 2 exons. NCBI's taxonomy places the organism in Eukaryota, Fungi, Ascomycota, Dothideomycetes, Botryosphaeriales, Botryosphaeriaceae. The record is from RefSeq and is a predicted model, not a curated record.
AUGGCAACAGUACGAGAUCCCAACUUCUGGAAGCGCUUCUCCGCCGCCAUCCACAUGGACGAGGAAGCAAAAGCGGGCAUGGAGAAAGAAGUCGGCCAAUCGUCAGACUCCAAAAAGUCAUCGCGACCGAAGCUGGAGCCUUCCGAAUCAUGGCUGGACCGAGAAAGGGUCAAGAGGAAACGCCGAAACUACAUGUGCUGGGGCUUCUGGGUUGGCUUCUUGAGCUUCAUCGCGGGUCUUGCGGUGCUAAUCGUCUGGCUCGAUAACGCUGGUGUUUUCCACAGGCUCAACGAGAUGACUGUGCCGCAGCAGGAUGAUGACAGAAGUUGA